Molecule: messenger RNA, 339 nt
Organism: Linnemannia hyalina
Lineage: Eukaryota; Fungi; Mortierellomycota; Mortierellomycetes; Mortierellales; Mortierellaceae
Source: the annotation of a GenBank genome assembly
AUGGCCAAAGCCUUCGAGGACUCUAAGACGUCCAAGACCGUAUACCUGACCAUGAAGAGACACUCGUACACGACGAAAAAGAUCAAGGCGGCAGAGGAAGCUUCGGAAAAGGCGUCAGGAGAUGCGGUCAUGAGUACCGACGACAAGGACAAGGAGUACCCCACCCUCGUUCGCCUCACCUCUGGCACAAAGACGAAACUCAGCACUCUUGUGCAACCCCAGGAUCUGGAUAGAUUUAUGGUUCAGUACACCAACAUCAUCAAGAUCAACAUGGACAAUCUCAAGAAGAAGGAGAGGAAAAAGGCUGCCAAGGCCAAGGCUAAGAAGGCCACCGCAUAG